CGUCCAUCCGCCAUUUUACGUGAUCACGUGACCAGUUACUAGUGCGUUGUGGUUUUACUGAAUUAUACAGAUAGUUUGUAAAUAGUACACUGUACAUACUGUACAAAUCAUGAGUUCGAGCAAUCGAACCACCUCUAAAGGUGGAAAAGGGUCAAAGACUGACAAAACACAAAAAUCAGAUAAAUCCGACACAGGUGAGUUUGGGGUGCUUUUUGAGAACGCGGGUGGUAAUAUGCGUGUCUCAGGGAAAGGUUCAGACAAGCAGCAAGCAAACAGAGAUAACACACAUGCAAAAUCAGAAGAUCCAUUGAUUAAGGAAAAAGUUAAGAAGUUGAUGGAGAUGUCCCAAAGGUCUGAAGAGGAGGUUUGUCUUGCCCUACAUGAUUGCGACUUUGAUGAAAACGCGGCCAUGAAUAUGCUUUUGGAAAAUAUGGGGCAAGGUGAGUGGGAGACUACGGUUAAAAAGAAAAAGAACCGCCAAGCGUCUGCUAGCAAGCAGGAAAAGACAGAGGAGACAGCCGGUGGUGACGAAUGGAACGACGUUCCGUCUACCGGUAGUGGUGGCGGCGCCGGCAAUGGUAACGAGAAGGACAAACCGCGUAACAAGAGCGGCCCACCUCGUCUUCACGGCCGACACAACGACAAUCGCGGGUGGCGUGGCCGAGAGAAACAAGAGAACGAGCGUAACCUCGAAGAGGGCGGCGGUAGCGGUCGCGAUUUCCACCGCGAUCGUCGCGGCAGACCUGGGGGAUCGACGCGUGGUCCUGGUGGCGGACGCGGAAGAGGCGGCGGACGGGCCGGAGGCAGAUUUCCGCCGAGGGGAAGUCGGAGCAAUGCCUAUAAUAAACCGAUCGACACGUGGGAUAAUUCCAACACGUGGGAUAACAGCACGGUGGCCGCAACGAACCAUACAGAAAAUUGGGAUGAUUUUCCUGGCACCGAUGAAUGGACGACUGAAGAGUACACCGGCAGCUUGGCCGACACGAAAGUGUUCACGCCGAGUGUUGCGGCACCUAUCGAUGCGAUCAAUGAAGCUCCUUCGAACGUCGGCUUGUCGAUGGACAACGCGGUCAUCAAUACCGGUCAACAACUCGGUCAAAACCUCCAAGCUGGCACCGGUCAGUUGCCUUCGCAGAGUCCUGUUCAGAUUGGAGGGACAUUGAACGCCGCACAGACGCAGUAUCUCAACCAACUCACUCAACAAAACAGCGAUAACUUAAAGCAGUACGGCAGUGCUCAUACUUAUCACGCUCAAAAUUCGGGUCAGGUAUACAACUCGGGUGCGAACACAACGGCGAAUCAGACAUACACGAGCAAUCAACAGUACGGCAGUUCGCCAAGCGGUUACGUGAACAGUUCGUAUCAGACGGGAAAUAAUAACUAUAAUGCAGGAGAACAACAAGCGGCGCAACAACCGGUGAGGACUAAGACGCAGAGGGCUAGGGUGCCGCCUCCGUCCAAGAUUCCUGCAAGUGCGGUCGAGAUGCCAGGAGAUCUAAACAGUAGCAUAGGCUACUUGGACGUCCAGUUCGGUGCUAUGGACUUCAUGUCGGACAGUAAUUCGUUCGAUAACGUUAACGAUAACAAGUACGGUUCAUCCAAUCCUGCAGGUUUGGAUAAUACGACUGUGACGUCGACUGCUAACAUGGAUCUCAGUACAAAUCAAAAUUCCACUCUUGACGCAUAUUCACCCAAAUCUAAUACACAAAGCAGUAUUAGCUCGGCGUUAACGCAGAGCCUAACGGAUAGCAUUCCACAAACAAGUGAACAUUUAACAAACGCCUACAAUACGGCUCCGAGGAGUUCAACGACUGGCAGUACGGCAACCCCAUCAGUCACACCGUCGGGUCUUGAUAUCGGUAAACAAAGCGAAAGUCAUUCGUACUCACAACAGUCGACAUAUAAUUCCUACCAGCAGAAAACCAACACGUAUAACGCGUCGACGUAUAGCGGCACGCAGACUUCCAAUUCGUACGUUUCAAAUCAAGCUAACAGUAAUUACGCGAACAGUCAAGCGGCUCCCUACAACACUCCUUAUCAAAAUGCUUAUUCGUCGGCGUCUUCUUAUCAGUCGAACGCGAAUGCUGGUGCUUUUCCAUCGAUAAGUCAGGCAAAUUCGUAUCCCUCGAAUAAUCAAUCUUAUCAACAGAAUUCCAGUCAAUCCGUUUAUGGUGCUAAUACCGGUUUGAGCAACAGUUCGAAUUUGGGCAACACAACGACGAGUCAGUACAACAGCUACAGUUCAGCAAGUAACCACAAACUAGGCAAGGACAGUGGUUACGAUAGCUCUUCGAACGCUGUUAGUAACACUCAAACUACGACAUCAAGUAAUGUAACAUCGACGACGGCACUGUCGUUGUCCCAGAGCACUAUCUCGGUGACGAAAUCAACAACGACGUUAGCGGCAAAGAAUUCGAGUAGUGUUGUUUCAAAUAUACCUCCAGGUGUGGCGCCAGUGAUGAGUACGCCGUAUAUCAUGGGACAAGUACCGUAUUUCCAACCGCCCGUUUACUCGUAUGAAGAAGUACAAAUGUUGCAGCAGAGGAUGCCACAUAUGACGACUCCCUACUAUGACAUGAGUUACCAGACUCCGACGACGUUGGCCGCUGUUAGAGAUGGCGCUUUGGGCAACGUAGGUUAUUCGAUGUCUUCGGAUGGGAGGUUCACGAGAGGUGACAACAACGCAUCGCCUGUACCUUCGACUCUCUCGCAACAAACCACUUCCUUGACGCAGGGACAUCAAGCUCAGCCGAUACUCGCCGGGGCCGGCCAUCCCUAUUUUUUCACCGCCUUGAAUACCUUUCCUAAUUACCAGUUCGGCAUGUACACGCAACUUCCGGCUGCGACGAAUGCCCAUGGUUCGAGUAACAGCACCCAGUACCCGAAACCGGCAACGUACGGUUCCGGCUACGGCAGUUACGACACGUUAAGUCAAACGCAAGAUUACAACAAAACCGGUUACGUCGGUAACAACCAAGCACAAAAAGGUGGCGGUGUUAAUGCGACAUCUACCGGUUCAAGUGGAAAUGAUUUGUCAAUGUACGGAAAAUCACACGCAGCUCUAGGAAAAGUUAAUUCGUAUGACAAACAGGGAUUCCAUUCCGGGACGCCACCGCCGUUUGCAGGGACUUUACAUGGACAGAACGCAGGCCUGGCGCCUAGUGGAACUGGUUACGGACCACAAGUCUAUAUACCGACGAUGACACCGCAUCAACAGCAACUGUCAACUCAGUUGAUGCAUCAACCGUUACAUCAGAUGGAUGUCAGGCACCAAGGCCGACGCGUGGAUUCUGGAAACAAUAGUGGAAAUCGGUCACAAUCCUCCAAUCCGGCCAAAGGGGGUGCAAAACAGCCGUACCAAACCUCUUACUGGAACCAAGCCUAAGACGGAUUCGGACACUCAUUGCUUUGCCCCGCCCGAAAUCGUUUCCAAUAGUUAUAAUUUAGCUAUUAAUUGUAUUUUAUAGAGCGUAUCAGCGUCAUAAAUUAUUACCCUGUAUUUAUUCAUGUCUUCGGUUUAUUGGAGGCGUCUUUAUGAUUUUUAUGUGAAAUAAAUGACUUGUGCGAGAUGGUUCUUUUUACAUUGUAUACAUCCACAGAUUUGAGUUUAUUUUGGUGUGCGUAGCGUGCAAUUUAAGUGCAAUUUUUUGUAUUGAUACGACUGUGGAUUAGUUUUCUCUUGUUUUGGCCAGUGGUUGUCGCAAAAAGUAAACGCUUAUGUACUUUAAACUUUGUAAUUAAUUUAAUCUCAAGUCUGUAUUAUAUAUUUUUAUAUUGGAUUAGUUUUGAUUUUUUUAUGUUUAGUUAUCGUGUUAUUUUUUUUUCGAGGCGAGUUGGUGAGCAGUGACGCUGAAAGAAUUUCGAAGUCAAUUUUUCAAGUUUCUCGGUUUUUAUAAAUGGACAUGGAUUCAAAAAUGUAAAUACAGCUUUAGAGUUACAAAGGAAUUUUCGUACUGAUCACAUGCUCUGUACCUAGUUCUGCCUGUGCAUUGUGCAGUAGUUUAGAAAAAUUCUUCUAGAUAAUUUGACGUAUGAUGCGCAGUCGUUUCGACUGACUCAGCUUAGGUCUUUCCAAUCUUUUUGAAAACUUGUAAGACGGUACGUUAAGGAUCGCUUAGUUUUUAUACAAGAGACUAGUGAAACGCCUAAGUUUUAACCUACAAUGUUUAGGUAGAUUUAUUAACUAAAUUAUCUUGUGUAUCUAUAUGCUACUUGUAUAAAAUAAUCACUUAUAAUUAUGUAGACACUGUAUAUGUGUAGUUUUGUUUUUUGUAUUUGCUAAUUACGAUAUGGAAAAUACACAUGGAUAAACCUUGACACACCUACUGUGUAUCGUUUAUUAUUAUAUUUUGUAUUUACAUUUUGUAGAUUCAUAAAAGAGGUAUGAAUGUUCAAAAAGAAUAAAACUUAAUAAAAUUGA
Tribolium madens (black flour beetle) is the source of this 4420-nucleotide messenger RNA. RefSeq names its product protein lingerer-like. The record is from RefSeq and is a predicted model, not a curated record. Gene Ontology annotation, molecular function: protein binding. NCBI's taxonomy places the organism in Eukaryota, Metazoa, Arthropoda, Insecta, Coleoptera, Tenebrionidae. The transcript has 14 exons. Gene Ontology annotation, cellular component: nucleus; cytoplasm. The coding region runs from base 110 to 3385 and encodes 1091 amino acids.